Molecule: messenger RNA, 2319 nt
Organism: Eimeria acervulina
Lineage: Eukaryota; Apicomplexa; Conoidasida; Eucoccidiorida; Eimeriidae
Product: kinesin, putative
Exons: 2
Coding region: 1-2319 (772 amino acids)
Biological process (GO): microtubule-based movement
Cellular component (GO): microtubule; kinesin complex
Molecular function (GO): microtubule binding; microtubule motor activity; ATP binding
Source: RefSeq, a predicted model, not a curated record
AUGAACAGCCCCAGUUGCAGCAGCAGCAAAUCUAUACAUACGCAGCAGCAAGAUGGCAGCACCGGCAGCAGCUGCAGCACCUGCAGCAGCAGCACCUGCAGCAGCAGCACCUGUAGCAGCAACAGCAGCAAGGGAAGUGACACUGAAGACAGCAGCCCAGUCAGCACCAGCGAAGACGGCAGCAGCAGAAGCAACAGCAACAAGGACAGCAACAACAGCAGCAGCAGCAACAGCAGCAGCAAAAAGCCCACUCAAAGACAAGAGAUGCCUGCUGUUCGCGUCUUUUGCCGGGUAAAGCCUUUGCUUCCAGAGAGCAGCAGAAGCAGCAGCAGCAGCAGCAAAAGUAGCAGCAGCAACAGCAGCAGCAACGAAGAGACAGCUGUGCACGUUCUCGACAGCCGCCGCGUCUCUGUCCGGGUCCCCGAUGCUGCCCGUACAGACAGCAACAGCAGCAGCAGCAGCAGCAGCAGCAACAGCAGCAGCAGCAGCAGCAGCAACGCAGUGUUUGCUGUUGAGGAGGUGUUCAAUCCUCUCUCUUCUCAGCAGCACAUCUUUAACUCUGUUGCCUUGCCGCUGCUGCAGCGCUGCUGCAGCGGGGGUGAAGCCUGUGUUGUGGUGUAUGGACAGAGCUGCAGCGGGAAGACCUAUACGCUUCUAGGGCCCGAGCAGCAGCAGCAGCAACUGCAGCAGCAGCAGCAGCAGGACGGUGCUGCAGGGAUUGAUAACGAGUCCCUUCCUGUGACUGCUGAAGCAGGUCUGCUGCCGCGAGUGGGAGCCUUCCUGUUGCAGCUACAGCAGCAGCAGCAGCAGCAGCAGCAGCAGCAGCAGCAGCAGGAAUGCGUUGGGAAUAUAAUAGAGAGUAUUUCUCUGUCUCUUUUCGAAAUGUAUAAAGAGGUGCUAACCGAUCUGUUGACGGGCGAGGGCCCGCUGCAGCUGCGGCAGCAGCAGCAGCAGCAGCAGCAGCAGCAGCAGCAGCAAGGGGUGCAGGUGUUGGGGCUGAGCGAAAGGAGAAUUUGUAGUGUACGUACACUCCAGCGAGCCGUUGCAGAGGCAUUAAAGAGACGCCGCUGCAGCAGCACGCAGCUAAACAGCAGCAGCAGCAGAUCUCAUCUCUUCGCCUGCUUCUCUCUACAACUCAGGGCUAUUUCAACAGGAGAGGAGUUGCGGGGUGUAUUUCGCCUGGUGGAUUUGGCGGGGACAGAGCGCAGCAGCGUAGCGGGGACCGAAGGAAGUUUGCUGCAGGAAGCAGCAGCAAUCAAUCGGUCUCUCUUUUGCUUCUGUCAUUGCAUCGAUGCUUUAGUCUCCAAACAAAGAGCUGCUGCUGCUGCUGCUGCUGCUGCUGCUACUGCUGCUGCUGCUGCUGGGGAAACGGCAAAGGCAGAAGCAGAUCCUCCUGAUGCCUCUCCAGCUGCAGGAGGAUCUGCUGCUGCUGCAGCAGCAGCAGCAGCUGCUGCUGCUGCUGCUGCUACGGUGAACUUCCGCGGCAGCAAACUGACGCGGCUGCUGCAGCCAGCGCUGCUAGGGAGGGGGGGUGGUGCUGCUUUGCUUAUUUGUGUCUCCCCGCAGCAGCAGCAUGCAAGAGACACCUGCAAUUCCUUGUCUAUAGGUGCGAAGGCAAUGUACAUACAGCCGAAGAAAGAGCUGCAGCGCAAACCCAAGAAACAGCAGCAGCAGCAGCAGCAGCAGCAGAAGCAGCAACAGCAGCAGCGGCAGCACCAGGGUUUAAAGGCAGACAACGCAUGCAAUGACCCUCAAAGAACACUAACGGCAGGCGAGGAAGCAGCAGAACCCUCUGCAGCAGAAGCUGCUGCUGCAGCAGAAGCAGCAGCUGCAGCAGCAGGCGAAGCAGCAAGUAUCUUGCAGGCAGCAGCAGCGGUGCUGCAUGCGCACACAAAAAUCCCAAACAGAAAUGCAGCAGAGGUUAAGGAUGCAGCAACAGCAGCUGUAGCAGCAAAUGCUGCUUCUGCUGCAGCAGAGAAGCCCCGCUGGGGGCUGUAUGCUCUGUUAUUCAGAUGCAGCAGGAGACGGCUGCAGCAGCAGCAGCAGCAGCAGCUUCCGCUGCAUCUCGACAAGCAGCAGCAAGCAGCAAAUGUGCGCAUGCAAAGCCUCAGGAAAGCUGCUGGGCGAGCUCAGCAGCUGGGGGCAAUUCUGCUACAGCAGCAGCAGCAGCAGCAGCAGCAACAACAGCCGCAGCAAGUGCAGCAGCAGCUGCUGUUGCAGAGGCAGCAGAUGCUGCUACAGGAAACACGAGAAGCUAUUGCUAAAGAGCUGCUGCUGCUGCAACAACUGCAGCAGCAAAGCUGCAAGCCACCAUACUAG